Molecule: messenger RNA, 810 nt
Organism: Toxorhynchites rutilus septentrionalis
Lineage: Eukaryota; Metazoa; Arthropoda; Insecta; Diptera; Culicidae
Product: extracellular globin-E1-like
Exons: 2
Coding region: 22-480 (152 amino acids)
Molecular function (GO): heme binding; oxygen binding
Source: RefSeq, a predicted model, not a curated record
GCAAAUCUGACAAUUUCAUCAAUGGACGAAACAGGACUCACGGGUAAACAGAAAGUUACCCUUCUUUCGACAUGGGCUCUGAUGAAGCAGGACUUGGAUCUUCAUGGCCGAAAUUUGCUGCUCCUUCUUUUCAGCGAGCAUCCAAAUUUCUUGCCAUACUUCAAUUUUAGCACCGAUUCGCAUAGCACCAGCCUGGCCGACAAUCAAGCCCUCUUCGCACACUCGAUGAACGUGAUCCUGGCUCUCGGGGCGCUUAUCGAGCAUGGUUUGAAAUGUCCGAAAAUGUUCCAGUGUUUGCUUGCGAAGCUGGCAAAGAACCACCACCGGAGGGGUGUGACGGGUGGAGACGUCAAACUUUUCGGGAAGAUAAUGGUUCGCUACUUUGGGGAGGUCCUAGGCCGUCAGGCAGCCGACACGCUGCCGUCCGCCUUCGGUACACUGAUCGAUAAGGCUGCAGAAGCUUUCGAUGGGUUCCAGUGACGACAGCGGCGGCGGCAACAUUUUUGCUGUUUCGCCUACAUAUAUCGAUUACGUUUGUGUCUUCCAUCCAGAGGCGGCGAGAUGCUUUUUUUUCGAGGAGAGAGUCAAUAAAAUAACGACACGAUACGAAUCGUUGUGAUUGAUUGCUGUGUAAAAUUAUGUUUACUCUGUCGAUCGAGUACAUAUUUUUCCCGUCUAUUGUCACGGGGAGUUCAUCAAUGUUCCGGAUUCUGCUGGGAGGUUUAGUUGCUGGUGAAAUAGGAGAAAAUGGGAAAAAAAAAUCGAGUGCUAAAUUAGGCUAAAUCAAUCAUACACUCGGUCGGAGAAGUG